Molecule: messenger RNA, 1539 nt
Organism: Spodoptera littoralis (African cotton leafworm)
Lineage: Eukaryota; Metazoa; Arthropoda; Insecta; Lepidoptera; Noctuidae
Source: the annotation of a GenBank genome assembly
AUGACUGCACGUUUGGUGCGGUGGCUGGGCAACUGGCUGCCGCGCAACGUGUCGUGGGUCAAUUCUAAGGGUGUAGUAGAGAUACUGAGCCCAGCUGAUCAUGAUAUCAGGACUCUACAACAUAUACCAUUAAAAGACACUUGGUCAGCUAGCUUUCAUCGUGAUGGUCACCGUAACAUUGCUAUUGGUACUAAAAGUGGAAAUGUAAUGAUAUGGGACACUAAGAACAAAAAUAUAACUAAAACAUUCCCAACUCCUUGCCAACAGUCAUGUGUCAACUUUGUCAGUUACAAUGCCAAGAACACUAGUCUGGCUGCAUCUAUGCAGAAUGGAGAUACAGUUAUCUAUGGCCUUGUUUCUAACAUUCCUGUGCUAACAGUGAAGCUUUCCUGCUCUAAAAGUAUCACUGCAAUGAAGUUUCAUCAUGAGUGCCGAUCUUUACUUGGUCUCGCCACUGACGAAGGCCAUAUUGUAAUACGUGAUAUCACCACAAAUAAAGACAAGGCCUUCUUUGAAAAUGUCCAUGCAUCGCCAGUCAGUGAUAUUGCAUACUCUCUCAUAAAUAAAGAUGUGAUGCUCUCUACUGGGUAUGACAAAAUAAUGCAUGUCUAUGAUGUUCGAUUGCAGAAUGUAGUUUCAACAAUAAGAACCUCAUACACUUUGACUUCUUUAGCAAUUAAUUCUGAAAAUCAGGUAGCUCUUGGUACUAAAAAUGGCCUGGUGCUAAUGUAUGAUCUCAGGGAUCUUACUGCACCCUCUAAGGUAUUAAAAGGCCAUGAAGAAGAGGUCCACAAAGUGGCAUUUCAACCAAUGCGACGUAAGAUGAUAUCAGCUGAUAUUAGUCUUCGUGAAGAAAUAGAGAUCCAUAAUAGUCAGUCACCACGUAAAAAUUCUUCCCCUGUCCGCCAUCAUAGAACUUCAGAUAUGUUUUUUGUUUCGGAUUCCCCACCUAGAAUUAAUAAUCUUGAUAUUUCUCCACAAGGAGGUGAUGCUAAAGCAGAUUCGUUCCUUGUUAUGAUGGGCCUCGAUAAAUCUAAUGAUUUUGAAGAAGAGGCCAAUAAAUCUACAGAAUUUGAGAGAAGGAGUGACAGGCAUGAUAUUAGAUACCGUCAAUUAGAUGCAGAAAAAAAUAUCAGUAAAGUAUCAACUCCUAUAAAUAGUCGUACUACUGAAAAUUUGGGUUUUUCUUCACCUGUGAUAACAAAUGGUGUUGCUGAUGAUGAAAGAGUUUCUAAUGUUAAUUUGUCACUCUUGAAGCCAUCAAACUCAACCCAAGCUUUGGCUGUGGAGUCAAAGGCUGUUGAUGAUCUAAAAGACUUCAUCAAACUAACUCUAGGGGAUGUUGCUGACGACAACAGGAACUAUUUCCUUCACAUUAUGAUGGCUUUGACUAAGCAGAAAUUGUAUUUGGAGAAGCAACUGUCUGGCAUGAGUGAACAAUUACAGAAUAUGAUGCAUAUUCAAAAUGCUUUAGUUGAAACAAAUAGAAAACUUGCCUUUGAAAUUGAUCAGCUGAAAGCUAGGCAGAGUUAUUUAUAA